ACAGGCCGGCCCUCGCAGCCGCACACAGACACUGCUCGCUGGGCAGCCGCCCUCCCUCUCGCCCUCCCUCUUUCCCCUUCCCCUCAGCAACCGCGUCCGCACUGCGCCGCCCGGGCAGCCCAGAGCGCGGCGCGCACGGACACCGGCGCCCGGGGCCGCCACCUCCGCGCCCCCGCACCCCGGUAGGCAGCUGGCCGUCUUCCAGGCUCGCCCGGGUGCUCCCCGGAUGGCACCCGCCGGGAGCAAUUAACCAGCAUCUCGGCCCCGGCCCUGGACACAUCCCCUGCCCCGGGGCGAGCAUGAGCGGGGCAGGCGAGGCACAAAGUCGCAAGUGAACUUUCUAAACAAACAUCAUCUGCGCGUGAGCGUGUGCAGCGGGGAGAUGAGCUGAUGCCGAGGGUCCAGCCACCCGCCUCCCGCCUCCUCCUCCCCCUGCCGCCGCUGCCCUCGCAGACGCGCGCGCACACACGGCGCUUGGGCCGGGUUUCCGAGCUCCGUCCCCCGGCUUGGAUGGGAGUUCUCAUUUCCGAGCGAGGCAGCGCGGGUGAAGCGCGCUGACGGGCUGGAGACCCGGGCUGCUCCGCGCCAGCGCCGGCCGCCCGCCCGCUGUCACUCGCACCGGCUGGCCCGGGGAAGGGCCACGCACGCCGAGCUUUGUUGUGGAAAGCCUGGUUACCUGGCUUAUAACCCACACCAUGGAUAACUUGUUGGACUUUGCCUGAAAGGAGUCAUUAGUGCCAUUGGAUGUUUGACCAUCUUGGCCACAGGUUUUUCAGGAUGAAUGGAAGGUCACGCAGCAUGAGUCUUCACCGUACGUCGGGAACCCCACAGGGCCCUGGGGUGGUCAGUGGCCAACAUAUUCCUCCCAUCCGAACCCACUCAGGGACUCCUGGCCCCUUGUCCUGUGGCAACACACCACGCCCCGCUAUUGGAAGCCUUCCUAACAGCCUGCAUCGCAAGACGCCCUUGGGAGGAGGGAUGGCUCUUCAGCACAGUGUGGCUGAGAGCCCUAUCCAUCUGCCCGCUCUCAGCCCCAGGAGACACGUGCUCACCAAUGAGAAGCCGAGGUUCCAGGUCCCCCAGCCUGGAGGCAUGUCAGGGACACACCCUUUAAAGCCAAAGCAGCAAGAGUUUGGAAGCCCUUUUCCUCCAAAUCCUGGGAAAGGGGCUCUUGGCUUUGGGCCUCAGUGCAAGUCCAUUGGAAAAGGCAGCUGCAACAAUCUAGUGGUCACCAGCAGUCCCAUGAUGGUUCAGCGACUGGGACCCAUUUCACCUCCAGCAAGCCAGGUCUCUACAGCAUGCAACCAGAUCAGUCCUAGCUUACAGAGGGCAAUGAAUGCAGCCAACCUGAAUAUACCUCCUUCAGAUACCAGGUCUCUUAUUUCUCGGGAGUCUCUGGCAUCCACGACUUUGAGUCUGACGGAGAGUCAGUCGGCCUUGAGCGUGAAGCAGGAGUGGACUCAGGGCUGUAAGGCUCUCCCUUUGCUUUCUUCCAGCCACGGUUCUCAGAAUGCUGCGGAGCUAGGGGACCUCCUUAGCCUUCCUCCGGGGACAGCCAUGUCCAGCAAUAGCGUGUCUAAUUCAUUGCCACCCUACCUUUUUGGCAUGGAAAAUAGCCACUCCUCUUCCUACCCCAGCCCCCGGCACUCGUCUGCCAGGUCGCACUCUGCCCGCUCCAAGAAGAGAGCGCUGUCCUUGUCGCCACUGUCUGAUGGCAUCGGGAUAGACUUCAAUACCAUCAUCCGCACCUCGCCCACCUCUUUGGUCGCCUACAUCAAUGGGUCAAGGGCUUCCCCGGCCAACAUGUCCCCACAGCCAGAGGUGUACGGGCAUUUCCUGGGUGUGCGUGGCAGUUGCAUCCCCCAGCCCUGCGCUGUGCCCACCGGGCAGAAGGGCAUGCUGGUGGCCAGCGGGGGCCUGGCACUGCCAGCCUAUGGCGAGGAUGGCGCGCUGGAGUACGAGCGCAUGCAGCAGCUGGAGCACUGUGGGCUUCAGCCCGGGCAAGUCAACAACAUGGUGGUGCAGCACGGGCUGCCGGGCCCCGAAGGCCAGCCGACCGGCAUGCUCAAGACCGAGCGCCUGGAGGAGUUCCCAGACAGCGCCCUGGACCUGCCCCCUGCACCCCCUCUUCCUCCUCUGCCACCGCCCCAAGGCCCACCCCCUCCCUACCAUGCCCACCCGCGCCUUCACCACCCAGAACUUGUGGCCCACGCCCAGCCCCUGGCCCUGCCCCAGGCCACCGUGGAUGAAGAUGGGGAGAUGGACGAUGUUGGGGGGAAGCACUGCUGUCGCUGGAUAGACUGCAGCGCCUUGUACGACCAACAGGAGGAACUUGUGCGGCACAUCGAGAAGGUGCAUAUAGACCAGCGCAAGGGGGAAGACUUCACUUGCUUCUGGGCUGGCUGUCCUCGAAGGUAUAAGCCCUUCAACGCCCGCUAUAAACUGCUGAUCCACAUGAGAGUCCACUCCGGGGAGAAGCCCAACAAGUGUACGUUUGAAGGUUGCAAGAAGGCCUUUUCCAGGCUUGAGAAUCUCAAAAUUCAUUUGCGGAGUCACACAGGCGAGAAGCCGUACCUGUGCCAGCACCCGGGCUGUCAGAAGGCGUUCAGCAACUCCAGUGACCGUGCCAAGCACCAGAGGACACAUCUGGACACUAAACCUUACGCUUGUCAAAUUCCAGGAUGUACCAAACGCUACACAGACCCAAGUUCCCUCAGAAAGCAUGUGAAGGCACAUUCUUCCAAAGAUCAACAAGCAAGGAAAAAGCUGCGGUCCAGCACAGAGCUCCACCCAGACCUGCUCACAGAUUGCCUCACUGUGCAGCCCCUGCAGACGGCCACGUCCCCAAGAGACACUGCUGCUGAUACCACCCUGGGACGGUCCCCAGGGCCAGGGCCAGAUCUCUAUUCAGCUCCCAUUUUCUCCAGCAAUCACUCGAGCCGAAGUGGAACAGCUGCUGGGGCCGGGCCACCCCCACAUCUUGUCAGUCACCCUUCUCCGGGACAUAAUGUACAGGGGAGCCCCCACAACCCCCCCUCCCAGUUACCUCCACUCGCAGCUGUGGACGCAGGAGCUGAGAGGUUUGCUCCUUCUGCUCCAUCUCCUCACCACAUCAGCCCCCGGAGAGUUCCGGCUCCUUCCUCAAUACUGCAGAGAACACAGCCUCCUCACACCCAGCAGCCGUCAGGUCCACACCUGAAGUCCUAUCAGCCAGAGACAAACUCUUCUUUUCAGCCAAAUGGUAUCCACGUCCACGGAUUUUAUGGACAGCUGCAGACGUUCUGCCCCCCACAUUACCCCGAAUCCCAGAGAACUGUGCCACCUGGCAGCUCCUGCAGUGUGGUGCCUUCCUUCGAGGACUGCCUAGUCCCCACAUCCAUGGGCCAGGCUGGUUUUGAUGUUUUCCACAGAGCCUUCUCGACUCACUCAGGCAUUACAGUAUAUGAUUUGCCUUCGGCUUCCUCAAGCCUCUUUGGGGAGUCUCUUCGCAGUGGGCCCGACGAUACCACAUUCUUACAGAUCAGCGCCGUGGACCGCUGUCCUAGCCAGCUUUCUUCCGUCUAUACCGAAAGCUAAAAGCUGCGCUGACCUCUGCCGAACACCCAGAAUCUUUUAGUUGCUUGCUCCCUUUUGUUUUCAGACCAUCACAGGCUGCGUGAAGAAGGGUGUUCACCAAAUCAGUGCAGCCUGCGAGGUCCUGCGUCUUUGGAAAGCAGGACUGGAUGACCAGAGCUGGCUUUGCAGCAAUAUUUGCACUUGCUUCUUUUUCUCGCUGGAUUUGGUGGACCAGGUGACUGGCAGGACUGUCUUUUCAAAGCGAAGAAAGAGUCUCACUUUACUGGAUACCUGUUACUUCCUGGCUGUCAACCCUCAAAGGACACCAAUGAGAGGAUGCGGAUAUUAAAAUGAGGUUGGGGGAUGGCCCUUGCUGAAAACUCCAAAGAGGGAAGAGCCCAGUUACCAGAGGCAUAAUGAGCAGCCUCCCAACUCCAGAUGUUGCAAAGCCAAGCAUAGGGAAAUCCACGUCCAAAGCAUCAUGCGGCCUCAACUCUCAGAAAUUCCAGGGGUUUCCCUCUUCUCUUAGAUGUCAUCAUGCUAAGCAAUUACAGUCAGUGUUUCCCCACUGGCCAAAGGUUUUCUACUGCAUCAACCUGCUUUAUUUGUUUAAUAUUAGAGACUUGUGACUUACAUCUGCUUUAAGAGGAAAACAGUAACACUUAGGUUUUGUUCUUUGGGCGGAAAUCAUGAUCAUUUUAGUCACCCCGGCUAUAUCCAUUUCACCAUACCUGUGGCUCUGCUUGGCCUGACCUCUGGAAUGAUAGUUCUGCAGUUUGCAAAACUAUCUGAGGGUAAUAAGGUGGGCAGUCACCUGUGCAUUCAUGUGCAUACGUACACACUCACACACAUACACACACACACUCCUCCCUGUACCCAGGGCUGUAGCAGGAACUCUCAUGGAUUGACUGCUUAGUGACUCCACUUUGAAAACACUGUUCGUAGGAAAAGGCCAUUUGAAUUGUUUGCCCACCGCUUUCACUCUGGCACUCCACCUAGAAGUGUUGGGACUGUAGGAACAGGGACACGUGACAGGUCGUAUGUGUGGGUUCCCGCAGAAAACCAACCCCAGGAUGCCCAGUGUCCAGUUACUUUGCACAGCCUCUGCCCAGCUCCCUCAGGGUAUCCAAUCAUCUGUGUCUUUCCCUGACAUUCUCCCUCCAUGUGUUCAUUUCCUCUCAACAUCUUCUUGACCGUGUUUCAGACAUGCUAAGCAGAGCCUGUCAUACCCUGGUAUCAACUCUUGGGAAGGUAUAUCGAAUGGUUCACAGAAGGUAGGCUGAAGAAUGCCACCUUUUUUUCUUAAACUGGUUUGAAGGCCUGGAAUUUUUCACAGAGCACUUGGUCAUUUUAUAUCCAAGCCUAAAGGAGAAGUCAUUUCUAUUGACAAGUAAAAAGGUCUUGUGCCCUAGGGCAAAAGCUAUCAACACUGGCCAAUCCCUAAACGGUCAGUUCUAGCAUUUUGGUACACUCACAUUUGAUAGUUCCUUUUCUCUCUUUUAAAGAAUAUUUUAUGGACAAUUGUAUUUAUCAAACUGAGAUCAUUACAGUCCUUAGCAAGACAAUUAAACAGCUUGGUGUCAGACUUGAGGUCCUGUAACAGUUUGUUUUGUGACAGAUGGGUCCUUCUAGUCUGGCUCCCAAAUCAGAAGUGUUCCACCUAAUUCCCAUGUUCAUUCAGUGUGCAGUAGAACGAGGGGACCGAGGAGCCAAGUGUGGAUUUCAUUUUUAUAGCACACUCAGUUGAUCUAGCUUGUCUUGCUAGUGGGCUGUGUUCUGAGGAAAGCUGUAAUGCCACUUUCCAAGUCUGCAAAAGAUUUGAAUUAAGCACAUUACACAAAUCUGCUCUGCUUUACAGAAGGAUGCACAUCAAGCUCUAUGACAAGUGAGCUCUGAGACUGCAUGUAAAAUACCACCAUUCUUGCAGACAUUAUGGGUUGUGCUACUUGGCCUAAGCAAGGACAUGUGCUAACACUGCCUUAGUAGCAUGUAUUAAGUGUCCUCUGUCACAUGCUAGUAAGAAAGGAAGACUCUGCUGUCUUUAGGGAGACUGUCUAUCCAUUCUUCACUACUGACACUAUUACAAGCAGCUCAAAAUACAUUUCAUUGGUGUGAUGAGAAAAACAUGAAGAGGCAUGGUUGUUAUUGCAGCUGAUGUUGUAACCCCUGCCUGUAGCUUUAUAGAUAAUUUAAAGUGGAAAGGAGGAAGGAGAACAAAGCAAGAAGCUGAACCGCAGAAACCAAGGAUGUCAUCUCCCCCUUUGGUUAAGAGGAGAUGCUUGUGAGCCAGGCUCUGGUCUCACAGUGACACUACUCUUUCCUUGCCUCACCCGGCCUGGAAAGAUUCAAGGAGGAGCCCAGGCGCAGCAGCACCUCCUUCCUCAGUAGGAUUUCAAGGCCCGGCCCUAAGGCACACCCUUCUUGUCAGAGAAAGCCCCUCCGCAGGUGCCUCAUUGUUGCCCAGUGGCUGCAGGUUUGUGUUUAGGACCUCAGGACAAGACGCGUUCCCAUUCCUUCAGACUCCAAAAGCUGCCCUUAGGUUCCAGAAUUUCCCCUGACAUUAAAAUUUGUCCCUUGCUAUUUUUGCUUUGCAGAAGAUCUGUAUCUUACUAUUUUGUAGCAGUAAACAUGAAACUCCAAAGAUCAUUCCCUUCCAUUUCCUGACCUUUAUAGUCUUUUUUUUUUUGAUACGUAGCCAUUUUCAUAAACAUCUAAGCAGAGAUUGUCAUUCCCCUUUAAAAAGAAACAAACAAACAAAAAGAAAAAAUCUUGGUGCUUGUGAAAACACAGCCCAAAGCCAAUUAUCCUAUUACAUUAAAAAAUAAAUCAAUAUGCCUAGGGGGCAUUUAAUUUGCUACAUUGUUUUAAUUCCCUAAAGAGACUACAUCAAAACGUCAGUGGUAAUUUAGUCUCCGAUCAACAUUUAAAUAUUAUUUAAAUAUUUACAGGUCCUAGGAGGUAUCUCGGUCUACCCUUGUCUCCCGCAAAUUACCUAGGUGAUCCUAACAUGGAAAAAAAGGUCGUUAGCAGAUCACAGCAUAGUUUCCACUGAUAAUAGUGUGUUGGUUUUGUUCAGUUGUAAAAUUACUAGCUGUCAAGAGCACUAGUACACUAAUACCAGUUUUGAACGGGGACAACUGUUCAACUCCCCCAUCAGAGAACCUCAACGUCCCACUUGCCUUGAAGUAUUGGGAAUAGUGACUGUAACCGUUCAGUUUAAUUGUUUGGUGUUUUAUUUGACUGUUUUACCAUGUCAUUUUAUAGCAGCGUUUCUUAAUGGCACUUUUUGUUGGUGGUGUGGAAUUUCUGCAGUUACUUUUUUUUCUUUUUGCCAUGGGUAAAGCAAAAAAAGAAAGAAAAACCAAACUCAUUGGAGAAAUGGUGAGUGUAAAAAAGAAGAGAUUUAUUUUGUACAGACAGCAAAGCAUCCUGUGUAAUGUUGCUGACAUAAAGCAUUUGGGGGGGUGGAAAUCUGUUUUCCAUAAAUCACACAGGCUUUUUGUACAUACUUAUAUACACUCACGUAGAGAAAUGAACUGCAUAUAUCAUACUGGAUAUGGGGCCCGGUUUUACUCUAGAGGCACAUCUGGUGCUUAUUGUCAUAAAUCUUUUAAAGAAUUAGGUACACUUUUUUCUAUUAAUAUGUAUAGUUUUGUGAUUUGUCACAGUUAUGUUUCAUAUAAUCAUAAGUUAUUUUGUCUUGUUUCAUGAAGUCCUUUUUUAUGUCAAAGUCAAAAUGAAGGGAUUGUGCACUUGGUACAGAAUAAAACUGGAACUACAGGAUACGCCCUCCUGCCUGCAAUCCUCCUUCAGCAUGUCGCUUUAAGACACAAUGGCAACAACCAUUGUUUGUUUGUUUGUUUGAUUAUUUUGUUUUGUUUUGCCAUCAGCCUCCUAUGUAUUCGGGAUGGUAAUUAUAAUGAGAAGCAGAUGGGGGAGGGGUCCAAGGCCAGCUUUAAAAUGCCUCAUUGCUUUGGGCCAGAGCUGCAGCCUGGAUUUAAUUAUAGAUAUGAGGACGAAAUGGCAGUAAAAAUGAAUGUCUCCCUGAAUCCUUUACAUGUUGGGAGUGUCCAUAAAUAAAACAUGAAGCUUUAUUUCAUCAGAUUUAA
This is a messenger RNA of Chinchilla lanigera (long-tailed chinchilla), 7664 nucleotides long. It is a transcript of the gene Glis3, whose product is annotated as GLIS family zinc finger 3. Bases 745 to 3576 code for a protein of 943 amino acids. Gene Ontology annotation, cellular component: nucleus. Gene Ontology annotation, molecular function: RNA polymerase II cis-regulatory region sequence-specific DNA binding; DNA-binding transcription factor activity, RNA polymerase II-specific. Gene Ontology annotation, biological process: regulation of transcription by RNA polymerase II. The transcript has 11 exons. Lineage: Eukaryota; Metazoa; Chordata; Mammalia; Rodentia; Chinchillidae. The record is from RefSeq and is a predicted model, not a curated record.